AUGCACCUCAAACCAAUCCAAACCCUCCUCCCAACCCUCCUCCUCUUCCUCCACCUCCCAACCCCAGCCCUAACCACCCAAUCCCCCCUAAGCCCCUCAACCCCCAAAUCCGGCAACCCAGUAAUAAACGGCUGGUACGCCGACCCCGAAGCCCGCAUCUUCGACACCACCUACUGGCUCUACCCAACCUACAGCGCCGCCUACGAAGCCCAAACCUUCUUCGACGCCUUCUCCUCCCCCGACCUCCUAACCUGGACCAAACACCCAACCAUCCUAAACCUAACCGCCAUUCCCUGGUCCACCAACCGCGCCGCCUGGGCCCCCUCCGUCACCCGCUCCCCGUCCACAGGGGAAUACUUCAUGUAUUUCUCCGCCGGCGACGGGGCGGGCAUCGGGGUCGCGAAAUCUCUCUCCGGGAGGCCGGAGGGUCCGUUCGAGGAUGUCCUCGGCAGGCCGUUGAUAGGGGAGACGGUGUUCGGGGCGGAGCCGAUUGAUGCGCAGGUUUUUGUGGACGAAGAGGAUGGGAAUAGGGUUUGGUUGUAUUUUGGGGGGUGGAGUCAUGCUGUUGUUGUUGAGUUGGGGGCUGAUAUGGUUAGUCUUAAGGGGGAGUAUUUGGAGAUUACUCCCAAGGAGUAUGUCGAGGGACCGUGGGUUUUGAGGAGGGGUGGGGUUUAUUAUUUUAUGUACAGUGUUGGGGGGUAA
This is a messenger RNA of Aspergillus oryzae RIB40, 702 nucleotides long. RefSeq lists its product as uncharacterized. Gene Ontology annotation, biological process: carbohydrate metabolic process. NCBI's taxonomy places the organism in Eukaryota, Fungi, Ascomycota, Eurotiomycetes, Eurotiales, Aspergillaceae. The record is from RefSeq and is a predicted model, not a curated record. The transcript has a single exon. Gene Ontology annotation, molecular function: hydrolase activity, hydrolyzing O-glycosyl compounds. The coding region runs from base 1 to 702 and encodes 233 amino acids.